AUGUCGUCCCACCAAACACUCCGUCCUCGGCCCAGUUCGGACCAUGCUUCUGAGAAAAGCAUCCUGAAAGAAGUGGAAGACAUGAAGGUGGAGCUGGAGAAGUGGCACAAGCAGUUGGAAGACUUGGAAGUCAAGGGCCUCACGCAGAAACUCAUCCAGGAGUCCUUUGAGCUAGUCGAUGUUCUUGAGAAGAAGCUGGAACGUACGGAAGAAGUCGUUGCACCACUCUCUGAUGAUCCUCAAGAUGUGUCUGCCAUGGUCUUCUUGCAGGCCAUCGUUCAGGCGCUACAGAGGAGCUUCGUGCGCCUUGGCCAAAGCCCAGAGACUGCAGUCACUCAGAUGAUCCACGAGGACAAGGUGGUGGAGGAGAAGUUCGUGUCAGCCAUGAGAGCUCUGCAAGAGCUCCAAGUUGAUGAGUCGAAUCCUUCGGUGUGUCUGUUCUCCGAGGAGGAGUUGAAAGCUGCAUAUCGAGUCUGUGACAAGACCGAGGUGACAAAGUCGAAGUUUUUGGACUACUUCAAAGCGAGGUAUGUGUGCGUGAACUUGGUGACCAUGACAGAUCAACCUGCCGUGAAGGGCAGCAAGACCAUCAAGAAGUUGGCAGUGCACGAAAUCUUGGAAGCCUUGGGCAGCGAAGCCCAAAAGGACGAGGCUUCAGGGCUGCUGCGGGUGAAGGUAAGGGAGAAGGACGGGAAGGAAGGCUAUGUCACUCUGGAAUCCAUCAACGGUACGACCUUUAUCAAGACCAUCUUGCCACAUCAAGUGAUGAUGACGACGGUCGAAGUUGCAGUGGAAGAAAUGGCUGAGGCCCUGACUUCCACAGCCAAGCAGUUGGACAGCAAGAUGCGCGGAAAUAAUGGGCCUUUGCCCGACAUCAAGGCCGAGGUGACAAAGUUGCGGCCGCGAAUUGCUCAGGUGCAACAGACUCUGAACGGCCUCAAGAAGAAAGUCUCCACAGCGAAGAAGUUGCUGGCGGAGAUCGAGGAAAAGGAGUCCACCCGCAAACAGGAGGCUAUGGAUCGCUAUGAAGCGGAGAGGAUGAUCAACAGCGCCAAGGAUCUAAUGGACCUGGUGAGACCCAUGAUCAGUGAGGUCAUCCCAGCCGCAGAGUCUCUGAAGGCUGCAGAUACCACGAGUUCCUGCACCAUUCAGGAGCUGGUGAAGUCUCAGACGGCACUGGAAAACCUCUACCAGGCGAUCGUGGAUCUGCGUCAGAAGCUGGACGCGGACAAACGCUACGUGAAGUACGUCACUUCGGGUCCACUCGCUCAGGUGUGGGACACCUUGAAUGGCUUCCUGGCGGAGAUUUGGAAUCCGGAGGAAGAUUGCCAGAAACUGUUGUAUGCCGUGCAGGACAGGCGGAAAAAAGUCACAUCAGAUGCUCAAAAAGCCGUCAGCGCAGCUCUGAGAGAGGCAGCGGCCAAGGAUGGAUCAGAUGUGGAGGCCCUUUUCGACAAGCUUCGAAAAGAGAACAGCAGCAUUCCAAUCGAGGCUCUGCGCGACUUUGUGGGGGAAGCUCUGCAGGCUUCGGAAGUAGAGUUGGGCCUGGAAAACUACAGCAGUUGCGGCUUCAGCAAGCUGAGUCUCACUUUACUGCUGCAGGACUACAUGCGCUGCAUCAGGGAGAUAUCAAUGACAUCAGACUUCGAGGUGAAAACUGCCAAGACUGUCAAAAAGCUCAUUGUUGGCGAAUACGUGAAGGUCUUAGAGCCUGCGAAGAAUGAUGAGCAAGGCAUGAUGCGUGUCCGAUGCCAAGCCCUGAGUGACCUCUCCGAAGGAUGGGUGUCUUUGAAGGGCAGCCAAGGCACCAGUUUUCUGGAGAGGUGUGCCAAGCCUUUCCUGAGUUGUCGUGAGGAGUUGUUACUCCAUGCUGAGUUCGAGGGCGCCAGCCCAGAGGUCAGAAAGUUGUGGCCCGGGCAAGUCGUUGAGGUGUUGGAAGGUCCUCGAAGAGAAACUGCAACAGAGUGCCUCCGUGUCAGAGGAAAGGCUCUGAAGGACGGAAAAAUCGGGUACAUUGCUGUGAAAGAUGCGGCCGGCAACGACAUCGUUGAGCCAAUCAAAGUCUUGGUUUGCCGCUUAAGCACCACCUUGACGACUGCGCUGGACGUUAGUGCCAGCAAAACGGUGCGAAAGGUGGAAGCAGGUGAAGUCUUCGAGGCCUUAGAUGAGGCCCAAGAAGACGAGAAGCGAAAGCUCUCCCGCGUCAAAGUGAGGACCCGGAGAGAUGCCAAAGAAGGCUGGGUGACCCUGAAGGGCAACUCUGGCACCUGCUUUGUGGAAGAGAGUGACCAGCUUCAUGUCGUGAAGACUACGACCCCUUUGGAAAUCAAUUUCCGAAGUGGAAGCUCCACCCUCAGACUCUUAGAGGAGAACGAGGUGUUUGAGAUGCUUGAAGCACCCAAGAUAGAGACGAAGGAGGGUGAGCAACGCAUGCGCGGUCGUUCAGAAAAAUCUGAAGGGUGGUUCACUUUCUCGAAGUUUUUAACUCCAUGGUCGCCAAGAUAUCGAUGUCUUCGAAGUAUCGACCUCACUGAGAGCCUGUCGGCCAGCAGCGACGUUGUGCGACAACUGGUCUCCGGCGAAAUGGUGGAGGCCUUGGAAUUGCCCAGCUACGACGAAGCUUCAGGCCUUGUCCGUGUGCGAGUACGAACCGAGAAGGAUAACUUGCUUGGCUUUGCGACUCUGCGCGAGUCGCAGGCGGAGGGCCUGGCGGCCGGCGUUGGCCGUGGACCAUCCGUGGCCUUCCCUGCCAAGAAUGGCCAUCAUUUCUACAUAGGUAGACGGCUACAUGCUGCUCAUGUUGCUGGGGCCAUAGCGGUGGGCAUCGCAUUGCCCCGAAAUCGCAGAGGUCAUGUGCGAAGUAUCCAGAGGUUCGCCCUGAGUUGGCGAACCCUUACUUCAUCACAACAGGACCUCGAUGCAGCGGUGGGCGAGCUGAAGUCUGCCGCUGGUGCGGCAGGUCCGGCCAGUGUGGCCAUCCUAUCGGUUCCUGGGCGUUGGGCCGCCGAAGCUGCCACGUUGUCGACGAAGCUGAAAGAGACGGGUCUCUGCCCAGAUAGUACAGCUCUUCUGGCAGUGGUUCAGGAGUCGCAGAAUGCCGCAGCACCUGUGUCCUUGCUCUUAGGUACUGGAGGCUCGGCGGCUCCCUUCUUCGUGAACAAGGAGGAACUGAGUCAAGCUGGCGCUGGUCUGGCGAAGGAGAAUCCGGUUCCCGGUGUGCCCGAUGGUCCCCACGCGUCCAUCUGGCUCUUUGCAGACUCCAAGGUGCCAGGCAUUCUCACGCGCAACCUACUGGAGGCGCUGGACGCAAGAUAUCCUCGCGCCUCGAAGGUUGGUGUUUUGGUGAAGCCUGUUGCUUCAGCUGAAGCCGAGGAUCCCGCGGCCAGUCUUCAGAACUGGGAGCCACCGCGAGAAGGUCGACAGUUGCGGACUCGAGAUCGCAGUGAUGGCCAUGGGUGGAUGAAGAGCGAUCCCAUUUUCAGCACAUUGGAGGGGCUGGGAAUGGAGUCGACCACUGUAGAGUUCAAAAAGCGUCCCUUCGGAGUGAAGAGGUACACUCCUGGCUAUCAAGGAAAAGGCGCAAUGGUGAUCGACAUGCAGGAGAAAGGCCGCUAUCCCGGUGAUGCCAUGGGUCAAGCAGCAGUUGGGGGUGUCAGGACGGGGAUGGUGGUGAAGACAGUAGGAGGCAAGGAUGUGAGUCAGUGGGAUUUCGAAGACUUGAUGGAUCUGCUGAAUGACCAAGGCAUCAUGGACCCAGAUUCCAAGUCCGCGGCUUCCUGGGGUGAUGCGUCGAAGGGUCAGCAGCGACAGCCCGUGGAGGAGGUGGUGCUGCCGGUGAACAUUGAGUUCGGCGUGCCCACUUCAGGCAUCGAUGCCCACUUCAGUG
Molecule: messenger RNA, 3886 nt
Organism: Cladocopium goreaui
Lineage: Eukaryota; Dinophyceae; Suessiales; Symbiodiniaceae
Source: the annotation of a GenBank genome assembly